AUGAUGACUGGCUGGAAAUACUGCGACCUCGCAGAUGUUCUCGAGCGCACGCGGGCAGAGUUGGCGAACACAAGACAAAACCUACAGGACACAGAGUCAAUCUCCUCCGCCGUAUCACGCCUAAAGGUGCUUCUUGAGGACUGCCAGCGACAGGCCUCUAAACUGAAUGUCAAGCCCCCGUCGUCGCCGAUAGAUCUCUGCGACGACUCGGAAGGGAGCUCAGACGUGGCUGGGAACGGCCCGCGCGUGCAGGACGUUGUCCGACAGGCGGAACUCGCGGAGCUACAGGGGGAUAUCGAAACAAAUGCGGAGAAUAAACGCGCACUCACAGCCUCCAUGGGCAUACUUUCAGCGGAGAAAGCUGAACUCCAGCUCAAUCAGCGAGUCUACCUUCAUGAAAUAUCCAUUAGCGAGAAGCAGGGCGAACUUAUGGAAGAGGGACGGCAGCUGCUGGCCGACAAACUCGCCACCAGCACCCAUCUCCUGGAAAGCGCUCAGGCAGAGCUUCGGAAAGUGUACUGUGAAAUUUCUGAGACGACUGUGGGCGCAAGGAAAGCACUGCAGCUGGCUAAGAAGCGAUGGCGCGACUCUGUUCGAAGUGAAUCGCUAGAGCGACUUCACGACGAGCAGCGUGCGCUACAGGAUGAAGCGUUGGGAUAUCAGCGCCAACGCGACAAUGUGAGGUCAUGCGUCCGAACUCAUUUCCGCUUGCCUGACAUCGUCAAGGAGCGUGCAGGACUUGAUCAUAAAAUUGCGGAAAACAAGAAACAUAUAUAUGAGCUGCAUGAGCAGAUCAAGGGGCACAUGCUGCAAGACUUUGGACGAGGCGACGAAACCCUCGAAGUGCGUAUCAGAAUGCUCAAGGAACCUUUGCUGCGCUUAGACCCGGGUCAGUUGUCUUCCUCCGUUGUACCUAUUCAAGAUCUCACGCAUCUCACGCUUGUUUCUGAGCCAGAUGUACAUUCGGUCAUCGAGACGGGCAAUGGGCCUUCGGCGGAAGGAGGGCUUGACUCCGCACGCAGGUUGACGAACAUGGCGAGCAUGAUCAUCUACACAGCGAAGAGCAAUGCCUUACAGUCACUUCAGGACUCGGCCGAAGACACCCAUAUGGAGGAUGCAUGCAAUCAGCGUCCACCGCUGCGCCCAUUGGCUCGGUCGUUAGGUACCACUCUGCUCAAGGAGGCGAGGAUUUACGAUCAACUCAUGCGAUCUAAGCUUUCAUCACCGCAAUGUUCCCGCAAAUCAAGCGCUUCCGCGAAAAAAGGAAACCCGCGUGGGCAGCACCGAUCGUCCGCUCAUCGCCACACACCUUACUCGGCUAAUUAUCACCGGCGCGAUUCUUGCAAAGCUUUCGCAGAUUUCGACGCUCCGGAUGGCCAGUCUUUCCGCUCAGCAGGGCGAGGGCAACUGCCCCCGGUCGGAAAACAGGUUCGCCAACGAGUUUCGCCUGAUCCCGACGAGGACGUCAAUAAGAACAUCAACCGACUCAUAUUCCGAGUGUUUACCGGUGCCUUCAACGUCCGCUUCUUCGACGAUAUCAGCAGCCUACAAGGCGUCAGCCUUGAAGUCCUCUCCGACUUCAGAAAAGAUCCAGUGCGGUGCGGACCGAGUCUGCACAAUCUUCGGCUCGAUACGACAUCCCGUGACUCGUCUGGAUCUCUGAAGGCGGCGGCCUGGAACAUACUAGCUCAAGAACGUAUUUGCGACGCCGUCAUGCGCGGCAUUGUCAGUGAUACCGACGGCUCCCUCGAGUCUUUUAUAGGGCAUACGAUCAGGCAAAAAGUCGGUAGGCGGUUCGACCGACUCUAUAGGGACAUCGCAGAUGCGACUCCGAAGGGUGACGAGUCGCCCGACGAUGCCGCCAAUAGGAUGCGUUCGCAACGAGCAGACCGUAACCGACAUUACCUGUCCACCGUAACUCGUCAGCAUCCACCUUUACAACAGAAACUGAGAAGACGCAAGCAGAUAGCGAGCGCCAUGUCACAGGCAGCUGCGUCUUAUCAGGACAAAGAAGAUCGUGAACGCUGGUCCGCCAUCUCCCGCGUCCUUGACGAACUCAAGAACGACGGAAUGUCCGAUGAAGAGAGCGACAACGAGGAAAUAGAGCUUUCCGGUGGAGUCGUGUCGGAGGAGCGUUAUCGGAAGGUCCUGGAGAUGGAGUGGCGUCAUCCAGCACUUCGUUGCAUAUUGGACGAGGUCGACGAGGCCGCAAAGCAAUCCCCGGACGUUUUUGACGUUCAGUCGGCGAAAAACGCAAGGCGACGGGUUCGUGUUGCACAGCAGAGCCAGAGAGGCCCUCCCCUGGAGCUCAAUAGGACGUUGUUCAACCCUGCGUACCUCGAGAAGAUCGGACCCGCAGGUGAAAUUGCCUUGAAGGUUGUGGAGGGAACAAACUUCGAGUUCAGAGAAGCACCUGAGGCAUGGUAUGGGCAUACGGCAGCACUUGACACGCUAACGUAUAACUGGGCCUUCAAUCAGGGCCAAUAUGCCAUCGGCGCGAGUCAAGCGCGUGCGGUGGAUCUCGGGCUGUUAGACCUAGUUGAUGAUAGACGAUGGCGCGAACAGCCUGGCUCGCAUCAUCACGCGGUAGCGUUGUUCACGAGGCAAUUCCCAAAGCCCGGGCAUGGAGAUGCGUAUCGUGAGGUCGAUACCGAAGCAGCAUCGGAGAUUGCCUCACGCACAUGCGAUACUGAGACUGUCUCGUGGUUGAAAGGUCAGUGGGCGUUUUGCCUCGUUCAAGAAGCUCCCCACAAUUCCCCUGAAUCAUUCUCCGCGAAGUCGAACACAUCCUGCCCCACCAAAGCACUCGCCGGGAGAAGACCCGAGCGUGGAGCGCCGACGUCGCCGUUGGGUCCAGGGGCAUUCAGGGAGCGCCCUCCACCCACAAACGAUUAUCUAACCGCUGCUGGGUCCGAUAGUGCAUGCUAUCCCUCGAAUAUCAACACCACUGGCAGCAGUCACCGGUUCCAUCGACUCGCUCGAAGCUCGCCCGCGACGCGGAUCGCGGUGUGCGCGAAGACAAGGUCCGAGGAUCCGGAUUUGAAGCAGUCGCGCGAUGCCUUCACGAGCUCGCGCAGGAGGUCGAUGAUCACGGGCUCGACGAUAUCGAGCGUCCGAGGAUGCACAGCAAUGAGGAUCGACGCUGUCAAGUCCAGCCGGAAGAGCUCCUCGAGACGCCGCCAGUCUGUCGCGAGCGGGUGCUGA
Schizophyllum commune H4-8 is the source of this 3204-nucleotide messenger RNA. RefSeq lists its product as uncharacterized. The record is from RefSeq and is a predicted model, not a curated record. Bases 1 to 3204 code for a protein of 1067 amino acids. NCBI's taxonomy places the organism in Eukaryota, Fungi, Basidiomycota, Agaricomycetes, Agaricales, Schizophyllaceae. The transcript is spliced from 18 exons.